This is a messenger RNA of Nymphalis io (European peacock), 1770 nucleotides long. RefSeq lists its product as uncharacterized. The transcript is spliced from 9 exons. Lineage: Eukaryota; Metazoa; Arthropoda; Insecta; Lepidoptera; Nymphalidae. The record is from RefSeq and is a predicted model, not a curated record. The annotation marks the transcript as partial.
UUUAAAAAAUACAUAAAAAGAUUAAGAGAACUAUCGUUAAACGAACCUUAUAUUAUAUUAAAUGACGAUAUAACACCAAUUCUAAAACAUUAUAUGCGGCUUCUUGAACAAAUAAAAUUUGAAGAUGGAUCGUAUCAUACUUACUAUGGUGAAUUAAAAACAAUCCUUAAUAGCUUUACCGACCUCUGGAUUGAAGAAAUGGAUAAAGCAAUAAAAGAAGCAGACAGAUGUAGCCACGUUAUAAGUAAGGAAGAAUUACUGCAAAUGAUGAAGAAAACGAUAUUUAUUCAUCAAGAAGGGCAAGCGGAUUUUCAACAACAAUUUCUUCCAAUUGAAACUCCGCUCGAGGAAGAAAUAUACAAUAAUCUACAUGACAAAUAUGAAGAUUUCAUGAAACGACUUUUUAUGUUAAAAGAAAAGCUCAAUGGGCUCGAAAAGCAAAAUAAGAUAGAAGAAUUUGCAAAAGAACAUUUUCCGAUUUCUUUAAAGAAAAAAAAUGAUAUACUUGUUUUUACGAACGAUUGUAUAGCAAAUGGACUUAGCUCAGUUGAGAUUUCGAAUCACCUUCGGAACAACGUGCGUGCUAUGCGAGAGAUAUCUGAAGUAAAUAUUUCCCAUUUGUUAAUCCGGCUUUACGAGAAGAAUAAAGAACAUCUGAUGCUGUCCCGACAGGACGUAAGGUCAUCGGUGGAACUUGCUGAAGUUCAACGCAGUAUGGCCAUAAUAAAAGACAAAAUCCAAGAUUCCAAGCUCAUACCGAUACAACGUCUGCAAGAGGAAUUUAAUUAUUGGGAAUCGAAAAUGCAUGAAUUUCAACAAAUUGAGAAAACGCUGAAAAAAAUACAGGCCGAAGAAGAAAAAGUUCUAGAACAAGAGAAGUUAUUUAAGUCUUUAAAGGAUACCGAAAUACUAGAACAAAAAUUGAAAUAUAGUGAAAAGGUGGAAGAGAAAUUCCAGCAAAAGUUGGAACAAAUAAGGGCGUUAAAGUUGAAUGCGGCAAAGGCCUUGGUAACUUUUUUUGCAGUAAGAGGUCCAAAUCGAAUUUUCUAUUCAGAUAAUGUCGGCACAUAUUACGUAGACGAAUAUGGUCAUCAGUGCUACGUAUUCGAUUAUGGCCUUAAAAGUUACCACGUCAAUUGUACUGGAGACUUCGUUGACAAACAUGAGAAUGAGAAAUAUUAUUAUGAUAAUAUGGGUCGCUUCAUUAUCAAUGAAAAUGGAGAAAAACUAUAUCAAUUAGCUCCAUGUACAAGCACUUAUAGGAUCAGUAAAGAUCUAUUCUCUAAGGCUUCCAAGGAUUGUGGACAUUCGGAAGAAGUUAAAAACGAAUGCCGCAUGAAAAUUAAAGACCCACUUGCCGAAGUUAUAUUGCCUGACGUAGAACCCGUUGAUAUAAAAGGUAAACUGGACUCCAAAACAGUAAAAUAUUUAUGGGACACUUUUGGACAUGUUUUACCCGAAGUGUUGAACGACGUGGCCGAGACUCGCCCAAAGAAUCCAAUACACCACAUAUCUCAUAUGCUGCUGUCGCAAAAAUUUAAGAAAACAGAAAAUGAUUUGGCGAAGAUGAAACAAGAAGCUAUGAUGUAUCGUGAUAAAAUACAUAACGAUCGUUUACAGAAAUAUAAUCAAAAAGUAGACGCGUGGAAAGCGAAACAGGUGAAGCGUCGUAAACCGGAAGAGUCAGACGAUAGUGAAGUACAAUUCGCAUACAACGCACAUAUUAUCCAACAAGACCUCAUAAGAACUUUAGAAAACUAUUACAUUUAG